This is a messenger RNA of Amorphotheca resinae ATCC 22711, 2388 nucleotides long. RefSeq lists its product as hypothetical. NCBI's taxonomy places the organism in Eukaryota, Fungi, Ascomycota, Leotiomycetes, Helotiales, Amorphothecaceae. Bases 1 to 2388 code for a protein of 795 amino acids. The transcript has 2 exons. The record is from RefSeq and is a predicted model, not a curated record.
AUGUCGGAUGGCGAGGUGGAUUCGCCAUUCACAAAGAUGGAGAAGAGCUACAGCACGCUGGGUACCGAGAUUGGAGGCGCGGAUCUCCUAUUGGGCUCUACUGAGACGGGUGAUCUUCAGCUUGAGGGGCUCAAAGGUAUUUGUCUUGCGGAGAAGGGCCAAGAGGAGUAUUCUUUCAAGCUGGGGCUUAGGGGUGGGAAGGGUGAGCACAACCCCAGUCUAGAGACGUUGGAGAGUCAGGGUAUGCUGGCUCUGGGGAAUAAUCUGGAAGAUUUCAGGGCUGAGCUGGCUCAUGGAAAUGGGAUAAUGAUUACUGGAGACCUUAUGCCCGGGGGAGAGCUGGAUGGGUAUGUUAUUGGGGUCGUAUACGCUGAGGACACUGCUACUGGGGAUAUCACCGCCAAAGGCAACGUCGCCAGAGAUACCAACGCCAACACGAUCAUCUUUGACAAGGAAGGAUUCCUCUGCUCCAAGUCAUGCGAAGAACUUUUCCAUCCCGAUCAUAAGAUGCUGGGCCUACUAGCGAAUGAUGGGAGCAUCCUGAGAGUCUUGGAGAACUCUGCGCUACACUUCGCCAUCCUGCAAAAAGUCCGUCGGAUUGUCUCAAACUGGCCAGGCUGCGAGCUGAGCCCAUUGGGCAUUGCGCAUCUGAGGGAGAAGUCCGUUCGACACGAAUUUGUGAGUGCCCAUCUGGACUUGGUGAAUCUAUGGAAAGAGCACUCCGAGACAACAGAGCAUGACGAAUGCUCGUUGCAUGAUUGGGAACAACUCAAUAGCCUUGUCUCUAGGGUUGCAGACCUUCUAGGCAAUGCUAGGGAUAGUUCGGGGUUGGAAGCUCUGGGUGCUGUUCAAGAGUCCAUAGUGAUAUACAGUUUGGUGGGAGUUGACUUGCAUCUGGCGGAUUGGUUGAAGAAGCAGAAGCAGAUACCCGCAGAUAGUGCCAAGACUCUGGGUGAGCAACCUGCGGUGGAGGAAGGUGGCAAUGAUGAUAAGAGUAUGGAGUACAUCCCGCCGGCACCAAUCAAAGGCAUGAUCUCGAACACCUGGGGUAUUACGAAUUUGAUGGAGGGGUAUGGAGGAGAAGAAGCUAAACAAGGAGUCGAGUCUUCUAUCACGAAUAACAGUUUCUCUCCAGAAAGGCGCCGGCUUUUCAGAUUUAAUACCUUCUCUCACCUCCCCAGAUAUCACGAAUCGAAGGCCAUUCCAGUCAAAGAAACUGGGGUCGAAGAGAAGAAUAAGCUCAAUAGCCGACUGAACCAUAUUGAGAAGCUCCUUUUAUCCCUCCAUGAAAGACCUGUGGUGGACCUAGAGACUUCGAAUAUGCUGCGGUGUAUUCUUGGAGGUCUACAGAAAAUUGAAAGAAGUCGUCCUGACGAAGACCCUUUCACAUCCAAAGUCACUAGCAGUGCCUGUCACAAUUGGGGUACUACUAUCGAUAGUUGGAAUACCACUGCAGAAGCUCGGCAUAACGAACUGUUGAAGAUCCUCCAAAAUAUUGAAGAUGCAAUGUACAGCGAAGAUCCAUCUCACCAUGCCGAAGACGUUGCUAUAGACAAACGCUCUCGCACGUCGGCGCCCCUUCCGGAAGGGAGCGAAGUCAUGGAAGGAGAACUAAGCUACCGGAAGCACUACGAAGCCUUGAAAAUUGAGUCUUCUUUCCUCGGAGAUAAUAUUGCAGCCCUUGAACAGCUGCUCAAGCUCCGCGAUGAGAAGACGAGAAGAGAGCAGAAGGAGCUGGGUACAGAGCUUGAGAGGUUGGGUGCGGAUAUUAGGAAGUUGGAAAAACAGAUAGGGGAAACCAGGAAGAUUCGAGAAGAUCCCCUUGGAGAGGUGAAGAAGUUAGGAGGAGAUAACAAGAGUCAGGAGACGAAUGAAGAAAAGGUGUGCACGGAGGAUACCGAGGGCCAGAGAACCCAGAAGCUACAAGCCGAUAGAGCUCUGCAGAAUGAAAACAAGAACUUGGGUGGGGAGAGAAAGGUGGACGGGUAUAAGAGGUUGGAGAAGGAGAAAUCUCUCUUGAAGCGCGAGAACAGACAGAAGGAUAACGAAUAUGGCGAGCUUUUACGAUACUCUUUAAACCUGGAGAAAAAGGAAAGGGCCUUGAAAGCGAAAAGGGAUGAAUUUUUACAAUACGCUUUAUUACUGGAGAAAAAGGAAACGUCCUUGAUAGCGAGAAGGGAUGAAUAUAAUAGGAUUAUUCACGGUCUGUUGGAAGAUAAUGUUGAGUUUGAUGAUGGUGUUGAGUUUGAUGAUGGUGUUGAGUUUGAUGAUGGUGUUGGCAAGCUUGGCUCUACACCGGGGUUGAUGGGGGUAUUGUGGCCACAGGGAACUGGACAAGAUAUGCCGGCAAUGGAAAAUCAGGAUAGAGCGUGGUGUCUUGUUAUGUGA